CUCACCGUUAAAUGCAUUUACAUUUGAACGCUAUACAUAAGAUAAACAAAGAUAGCCAAGUGUCUGAUAACAGAGAAGUUUAGUAAGUCUUUGAUAAACAUAUUCACUUAAAGUGUAUACACGCGUACAUUUGUACAGCAAGAUGUCUUCCUUUGCUCCAACAUCUAGUAGCGACAGUUCCAAACCAGACGUCGCAAAAUACGACGCUCCAGAUGCAGAAUUUUUUGCAGGUAUUCCAAAUAUAUCCUUGAAGAAAGAUGCUGCGGUUGAUAAUUCUCUUGUCUACAAACAUUAUGAUGCAAAAAAGGUGGUUAUGGGAAAAACAAUGGAAGAGUGGCUAAGAUUCUCCGUGUGUUUCUGGCAUACGUUCAGGGGAACAGGUGCUGAUCCUUUUGGUUUUCCUACCUUGUUCCGUCCCUGGGAUGAUGGUUCAGACUCAUUGGCAAAUGCUAAACGCAGACUUAGAGCAGCAUUUGAAUUCUUCACAAAACUUGGAGUGAAGUAUUACACUUUUCAUGACAGAGAUGUAGCCCCAGAGGGUGCCACUCUAGCAGAAUCGAAUAAAAACUUGGAUGAAAUUACCGACCUAGCCCUCGAACUGCAGAAAAAGACAGGUGUCAAGUUAUUAUGGGCCACUUGCAAUUUGUUUGCUAACAGCAGGUAUAUGAACGGCGCAGGAAGUAAUCCAAAUGCUGACAUAUUAGCGUAUGCAGCAGCGCAGGUCAAGAAAGGACUAGAAGUAGCCAAGAAACUAGGAGCUGAAAAUUUUGUGUUCUGGGGAGGCCGCGAAGGAUACCAUACCAUAUUGAAUACCAACGUUCUUACUGAACUGACAAAUAUGGCCUCUUUUUUCAAGAUGGCUGCCGCCUACAAAAAGAAAAUUGGUUUUACUGGACCUUUGUUGAUAGAGCCUAAACCCAAAGAGCCAUCAAAACAUCAAUAUGAUUAUGAUGCCAUGACAGUUAUUGGGUUCCUGAAACAUUUUGGAUUAGAAAAUGACUACAAAUUAAACAUAGAACCUAAUCACACGACCCUAGCAGGACACAGCUACGAACAUGACAUAGUUAUGUCAUCAGCGUUUGGAAUGCUAGGUUCAAUAGAUUCUAACACGGGUUCUCCAGAUUUAGGAUGGGAUACAGAUCAAUUUCCAAUGGAUGUGAAAAAUGCUACGAUGGUGAUGAAGACAGUAUUGGAACAGAAUGGCAUACAACCUGGAGGUCUGAACUUUGAUUGUAAAGUUCGACGAGAAUCUACGGACUUAAAGGACAUGUUUAUUUCACAUAUAGGUGCAAUGGAUACAUUUGCAAGGGGACUGGAAAUAGCUGCCAAAAUUUUAACAGAUGGAGUUAUUCCUAGACAAGUCAAGGAAAGAUAUAGCAGCUAUGACACAGGUGUUGGAAAGAAAAUUAAUAAAGUUCAAACGUCGUUGGAAGAAUUAGAGGAAUAUAUAAUGAAGAAAGGAGAACCAGAAGUUGCCUCAGGCCGACAAGAACACUAUGAAUCAAUGCUCAAUUCUUACAUGUGAAGAACAAUGUUUAAUUUAGAUGUUUUAGUAGAUAUCUGAAGAUUGAUUUAGAUACUUAAUUCUGUAGCAGUUUGUUCAUGAUAGGAUUCGUUUUAUUAAAAUGUAAAAUUCAUUA
Molecule: messenger RNA, 1640 nt
Organism: Mytilus californianus (California mussel)
Lineage: Eukaryota; Metazoa; Mollusca; Bivalvia; Mytilida; Mytilidae
Product: xylose isomerase-like
Exons: 15
Coding region: 143-1525 (460 amino acids)
Biological process (GO): carbohydrate metabolic process
Molecular function (GO): xylose isomerase activity
Source: RefSeq, a predicted model, not a curated record